AUGCGAUCCCAAUUAUCUCGAACUAUCAUUUCGCCCCUCAGACACCAAACAGUCCCUAUCCGACUUGCACCGACGUUCUGCUCCUCUCGGCUUUUGUCCUCGUCGCGCAAGCCUCCCCAUUCGAAGACAAGCACCAAGGCUCUAAGAGCUGCGCCGGCCAUUCCUUUUUUCGGUGCCUUCUUCAGCUCCAACCGAACCCCCGAACAACCAACCAACGCCAUGUCGCCCCCCAACCAGAGAAGCGAAGAUGAGUGGAGAGCUGUUUUGAACCCAGAACAAUUCCGCAUUCUCCGCGAAAAGGGCACUGAGCGCCCUGGCACCGGUGAAUACGAUUCCCACUACCCGUCCAAAGGCGUCUACAAUUGCGCCGGUUGCGAUGCGCCGCUUUACACUGCCGAUCACAAGUUCAAAUCUGGCUGUGGCUGGCCGGCAUACUUUGAUUCCAUCCCUGGUGCUGUCACUAGACACGUUGAUAACACAUUUGGUAUGAAGCGCACAGAGAUCGUAUGUACCAACUGUGGGGGUCACCUCGGCCAUGUAUUUGAGGGUGAGGGAUAUCAAACCCCCACGGAUGAGCGUCAUUGUGUGAAUAGUGUCAGUCUGCGCUUUACAGAAGAUACUAGCGCUGCCAAGGAUCCUAAGGCGAAGGCUUGA
Molecule: messenger RNA, 654 nt
Organism: Penicillium crustosum
Lineage: Eukaryota; Fungi; Ascomycota; Eurotiomycetes; Eurotiales; Aspergillaceae
Product: peptide-methionine (R)-S-oxide reductase
Exons: 2
Coding region: 1-654 (217 amino acids)
Biological process (GO): response to oxidative stress; protein repair
Molecular function (GO): peptide-methionine (R)-S-oxide reductase activity
Source: RefSeq, a predicted model, not a curated record